AUGCCGACUCCCAGUAUCACAUCUUCACAGCUGCCAUCGCUCCCACUUGACUCAUUGUCUGCGCGAGGAACAUGCCCUCCUGAAAUCGCCGACCGAUCAGACAGCUGGAAUAUCUCUACAGAUGAUACGUUUCAUAGUACCGCGUUGAUUGCGGUGUCGGACCUACAGCCGGAGCUUGCAGCUUCCCUCCAGGAUGCCCCUUCGAUGGACCAACUUUCAAUGCACGCUCUCAGCGAUAUAAAAGCGGAAAAUGACGUUACAGUUGAUCUCGCAAGUCCUACAGCCUCGGUAUUAAGCCAGUCGACCCAGAUCAAGGACGAACGACCCGGAUCACCAUCUCACAUGUCAUCCAUAUCUACUCCUUCCUAUGUGACCUCGCUGAGCCGUGAAUUCUCCAACAUUAGGCUCCUCCCUGACCAUCCUUGUUCCUUCUUGCGGGCUGGUAGUAAGUUCGUUGGAACCCAGCAAUCUGAUCGUCAAGUCUAUAAUGUGGAUGUGGAGAUCAAAGACGUCAACAUGGAAGAAUCAUUUCUUUGUGGUUAUCUUCGUAUUCAAGGUCUAACCGAAGACCAUCCUACCCUUACAACAUAUUUUGAGGGUGAAAUUAUAGGCACCAAACACACAUUCCAAACUCAGCACCAUUCAUGGGGUGCAACAGACAAAACCGACAUGCACCACUGGGCACGUUUUCCCGCAUGGCGACCUAUCGCAAAGAUCGCCAAAAAGCCCGAUUUUACCUAUAAGAACUUUGCACAAAGGGAGCAUAUUUUCAUGAGGUGGAAGGAAUACUUUCUGGUUCCUGACCACCGCGUGAGAACUAUAAAUGGUGCCAGCUUUGAAGGUUUUUACUACAUUUGCUUUAAUCAGGUCAAAGGAACUGUGAGUGGAAUAUACUUCCAUGCAAAGAGUGAAAAGUACCAGCAGCUAGAGCUUAAACAUGUUGAAAACCGAGGGUGUUUUGGCGCUAUGGAAUUUCGCUGA
This is a messenger RNA of Ophidiomyces ophidiicola, 981 nucleotides long. RefSeq lists its product as uncharacterized. Gene Ontology annotation, biological process: negative regulation of gluconeogenesis; protein catabolic process in the vacuole; protein targeting to vacuole. The coding region runs from base 1 to 981 and encodes 326 amino acids. The record is from RefSeq and is a predicted model, not a curated record. Gene Ontology annotation, cellular component: extrinsic component of membrane; GID complex. NCBI's taxonomy places the organism in Eukaryota, Fungi, Ascomycota, Eurotiomycetes, Onygenales, Onygenaceae. The transcript is spliced from 4 exons.